AUGACAGGAUUAGCCUCUCUGCCCCGGUAUAGCGCAGACGACUUUGAUACAGCCUCAGUUCACUCUGCAGCUCCCUCUUAUGUCUCAGAGGUACCUUCAUACCGCUCUAGGACGACGCAUAGCGAAGCUCUUCCAUCAUAUGCGGCCGCAGUGGCAGGGACGACAUCACGGAGAGACGCCUCCAGAACACAAAAUGAUCUGCCCGGGAGGCAGACUAUUGGACUACCGCCGCUUCCGCCGCUUGCUUCACCAAGUGCCUUAAACACUCACAAUUACCGGAUCCCUACGUGGUCGGCCAAUAACGCACCGGCGGCCCGCCACUACCGCAAUGUAGCAGAGAGGCGGGCUACAGACAGAUGGCUUCAGGCUGCAGCUGCGGAAUUGAUGGUUGUCAUGCGAGACUCUGCGAUAACUCGGCAAAAUGAUAGUAGAGAGACCCCUCUUCGCCCAUUAGAAGAUCCCUACUUGGUCGGUGAGCAAGCCGCUGCUGAAGCUCGCCGGCGAAGGAUUGCCAGCGAGGUUAAUGAGAGCAUGUUGAGAGAAGAGGAUAAGCAGUGGGACUGGAUGUUGGCCCAGAUGAAGACACGGGAAGAAAGAGAUAGACCUUCGACUCGAUUUCGACAAGAGGCAGCUCAAAAUCGACAGAGAACGUUAUUAGGGCGGAUCGGUGGACGGCUACCACGAUGA
Molecule: messenger RNA, 687 nt
Organism: Trichoderma gamsii
Lineage: Eukaryota; Fungi; Ascomycota; Sordariomycetes; Hypocreales; Hypocreaceae
Exons: 2
Coding region: 1-687 (228 amino acids)
Source: RefSeq, a predicted model, not a curated record